GGGCAAAAACUCAUUUGCAUAUUUUUUCACAACCAAAACAAAAGAACAAAGAAGAAGAGAAGAAGAGGUGGAGAGGAACAAUGGGAACUACAAAAAGUGAGUUGUAUUUUGUUUUCAUGAAUUACGAUCCUGAAUAUGAUCGUCUUCGAUCUAAUCGAACAAAGAGAGGAUCAAAUGAGCUUGAUUUGUACUUGAGUCAGAAGCACGAUGUGUUGUUGUCGUCGACACUCGAGCCUGGAAGCUACAAGAAGACAUUUUCUUUGGUUAUUGUUGAUGGCUUUGCCGUGGAAAUCACUGAUGAUCAGGCAAGUGUGCUUAGAUCUGCAAAGGGAGUGAGAGUUGUGGAAAAGAAUCAAGAGCUUGACUAGUUUUGGAGAGAGAGAAAAGGGCUUGGAAAUGGAUGAAAAUGAUAAUGUGACUUUGUGUACAUGUUUUAGGCUGGCAAGAACAAGGGAAACUUUGUAUCUCUUGAUUCCAUUAUUGUAAUUCAAUGUAUCUAGUUUUUGAAACUUGCAAAA
Camellia sinensis is the source of this 518-nucleotide messenger RNA. RefSeq names its product subtilisin-like protease SBT2.5. Lineage: Eukaryota; Viridiplantae; Streptophyta; Magnoliopsida; Ericales; Theaceae. The record is from RefSeq and is a predicted model, not a curated record.